AUGGCGCUGAGCACCCGGGCCCGAUCCUUCUCUGUGGAGGCCCUGGUGGGGAAAAGGAAACUGGAGGAGCCAGGGGCCACAGUGGACAAGAAAGGGGCCACGCAGCAACUGAGGAACCCCGGGACUGAGGAGGAGCCGGAAAAGAGAUCCAAAUCGGCGGCGCCCCUUUCCCCGGCCUGCCCGGCGCCCCCCCAUGUCCAGGUGGAUCUGCAAGGGGGGGAUCUAUGGAGGAGAUUUCAUGAGAUCGGAACCGAGAUGAUCAUCACCAAGGCGGGCAGGAGGAUGUUCCCAUCUGUUCGGGUGAAAGUGAAAGGACUCGAUCCGGACAAACAGUAUUAUAUCGCCAUGGACAUCAUCCCCGUGGACUCCAAGAGAUACAGGUACGUCUAUCACAGCUCGCAGUGGAUGGUCGCCGGGAACACUGACCACUCCUGUAUCACCCCCCGACUCUACAUUCACCCCGACUCGCCCUGCUCCGGGGAGACCUGGAUGAGGCAGAUCAUCAGCUUCGACCGCGUCAAGCUGACCAACAACGAGAUGGACGACAAAGGACAUAUCAUUCUGCAGUCGAUGCACAAAUACGAGCCGCGCGUCCACGUCAUCGUCCGGGACUCCAGGUUCGAGCUGUCGCAGAUCCAGUCGCUGCCGGCUGAAGGGGUGAAGACCUUCUCGUUCAAGGAGACGGAGUUCACCACAGUGACGGCCUAUCAGAACCAGCAGAUAACAAAGCUGAAGAUAGACCGGAAUCCAUUCGCCAAGGGAUUCAGAGACCCCGGGAGGAACCGAGGCGUGCUGGACGGCCUGCUGGAGAGUUACCCCUGGAGACCGGCGCUGGCCAUAGACUUCAAGGCUCUGACAGAGACGACAGGUGAGAGGUCACCUCCCAUAGACACCCCCUCCCCCCCGGGGCCGCGCUCCGCCCUCUUCCCCGGCGCGGACAAGCAGGCCUGUCCGGGGGGGCCGCUCCUGUCCCCCCUCACGCUGGACGUCCCUCUCUUGUCUGCGUUCAGCAUCUCCAAACCCGACAGACUGGAAACCGCCAAAAGUGCGCGCGUCCCGGCGCUGUCCCCCGCCGCCCACAUGCUGUACGGACUCCCCGUAUCGGGGAACGUUCUCCCCUCCGCCCGGGAAUCCCUCCAUUGCUCUGUGCACCCUUCCUACGGCUUCUACAACCUCGCCGUGCCGCCGCACUUCAUCGCCGCCAACCAGUACAAGAUGGCCGACGCUUUUACCGCGUCACACAUAGACGGCCGGCCCAACGGUUCCCGCUGGCCGCCGCCGCUCAACCAUUGCCUGCCGCGCUCCGCCCUCUUCCCCGGCGCGGACAAGCAGGCCUGUCCGGGGGGGCCGCUCCUGUCCCCCCUCACGCUGGACGUCCCUCUCUUGUCUGCGUUCAGCAUCUCCAAACCCGACAGACUGGAAACCGCCAAAAGUGCGCGCGUCCCGGCGCUGUCCCCCGCCGCCCACAUGCUGUACGGACUCCCCGUAUCGGGGAACGUUCUCCCCUCCGCCCGGGAAUCCCUCCAUUGCUCUGUGCACCCUUCCUACGGCUUCUACAACCUCGCCGUGCCGCCGCACUUCAUCGCCGCCAACCAGUACAAGAUGGCCGACGCUUUUACCGCGUCACACAUAGACGGCCGGCCCAACGGUUCCCGCUGGCCGCCGCCGCUCAACCAUUGCCUGUAG
Molecule: messenger RNA, 1686 nt
Organism: Nanorana parkeri
Lineage: Eukaryota; Metazoa; Chordata; Amphibia; Anura; Dicroglossidae
Product: T-box transcription factor TBX22-like
Exons: 9
Coding region: 1-1686 (561 amino acids)
Biological process (GO): regulation of transcription by RNA polymerase II; positive regulation of DNA-templated transcription; cell fate specification
Cellular component (GO): nucleus
Molecular function (GO): RNA polymerase II cis-regulatory region sequence-specific DNA binding; DNA-binding transcription factor activity, RNA polymerase II-specific
Source: RefSeq, a predicted model, not a curated record